CUUGUCAAAAAUCAAAACACGAUUUUUACGUAAACAUUCUGGUCAGCCAUUCAUCUCUGUUCGUCUGUAAUGAGUAAAAUCGAGUAAAAAUAGUGGUAUUUUUCAUUGAAUCCUGUGCAAAAGCGGAGCAAAAUGUUCCGUUUGGUGGCCGCAAACAGCGAAUCGUUGAUUCGUAGCUUCUCGUCGCUCAACAUUACGCGAACGCUAGCGAACUCGAGUGGUGGCACUCCGAUUGCCGCAUGCUUCCACAAUCAUCAUCAUCGUGCGGGAGAAUCGUCAUCGUCUGCUACUGGCCGGCAACUUCUGCAACCUUCCCUUCCGACGUUACAUAAUUCCAGAGGAACCAGCUUCUUUAACAAGUUACCAGCGCAGGAGAUUUGGAAGGGAAUCAUUUCGGUCAGUAAUGCGGGAAAGAAGCGAGGACGUGGUAAAGGAUCCGGACGGAUUACUCCGAAAGAUUUGAACAAAGGACAGGUGAUUGGGUUCGGCAAAGCCAAUAUUGUCUGGCCCGGAUUGUCGGCACCGAUUAUUCGGGGGCGCGAGUUGGUUCAGCAGCAACAGCUUCCGGAGGACAAGGAACGAGAGGCAAAGCUGAAGAAGAUUCGCGAUGAGAUGGUAAAUUUUAAGCGAAUGAAGCUGAGUCCUCUGGAACGUGGUUGGUCGGGUUCGAAAAUGCCAGGGCGAAGCAUAGGACCACCGGAUGCCAUUGGAGAAGACCAGUUCGAAGGAUUUGACACAAAGUGUCUGGAGCUGAAGACCGUUGUCAAUAUGAAAGGUAAUCUUGGUAGGAAAAGGCGCGUGUCCGCUAUGGCCGUAACGGGGAAUAGCCAUGGGCUGGCAGGUUUCGGAUUCGGUAAGGCCAUCGAUAUAAAGGCAGCUUUACGCCAGGCGAAGAAUCGGGCCGGCCAGAAACUGAUGUAUUUCGAUCUGUGCAAUGGUCAUACCGUAUUCCACGACUUUUACUGCGCAUUUGGUGCGACUAAAAUCUUCGUCGAACGAAAACCGGAAGGCUACGGCUUGAAGUGCCAUCGUGCCAUCAAAUCCGUCUGCGAAGUUCUUGGAAUUAAGGAUCUUCGAGCGAAGUGCGAGGGCUCAACCAACGUUCAGCAUGUGGUUAAGGCGUUCUUCAUCGGACUGCUUCAGCAGAAGAAUCAUCAGCAAAUUGCCGAAUCGAAAGGUUUACACGUUGUGGAAUUCCGUCCGGAAAAUGGAAACUUCCCGAAGGUGGUUGCAAGUCCGACUGCAUGCCGGACCGAAGAAGAGCUGGAGAGCAACGAAAUUCUUGACUACACGCAGUUUUGCAUGGAUGGCAAGAUUCAGCUUAAGAGAAAGAAGUUCCCGCCAUUCUACACCAAGUACCGCUCGUAUGAUAUUUAUAUGAAAAAGCGCGAAUAUCUGCGGAAUCAGGACAAGGUUCGGCUGAGAUUGCUGGCAGAAUCGGGUGAGGUCCGCAGUUACCUGACCGAAAAGUACCCAGAGUGUAAAAUGGGCCCGGUGCCGAAGGAGGAAUAAAACUUGUAAUAACAAAACUGCUAAAAAAUAAACCUAGUGUAUCUAAAAUAUA
This is a messenger RNA of Aedes aegypti (yellow fever mosquito), 1564 nucleotides long. RefSeq names its product 28S ribosomal protein S5, mitochondrial (gene mRpS5). The record is from RefSeq and is a predicted model, not a curated record. Gene Ontology annotation, molecular function: structural constituent of ribosome; RNA binding. The transcript is spliced from 2 exons. NCBI's taxonomy places the organism in Eukaryota, Metazoa, Arthropoda, Insecta, Diptera, Culicidae. Gene Ontology annotation, cellular component: ribosome. Bases 133 to 1512 code for a protein of 459 amino acids. Gene Ontology annotation, biological process: translation.